UAAGAGUGGUGGAACAGGUGAUUGUGUGAAUAGAUAGCAUUGGAAUGAGCUUAUCAACGUUGACCGGCCAAAAGUUUCCCAUGACGACUACCACCACCACCAUCACGACGGACGAACAAAUCUCUGAGUGGCGGCCGCAAGUGUUCAUCAACUUCCGGGGAGCUGAUCUUCGUGACGGGUUCAUCAGUCAUUUGAGGAAGGCCCUGGACGACAAUAAAAUCAAGUACUACAUCGACUGUGAAGAGCCCAGGGGUGCAUCUCUUGAGAUCCUCUUUCAAAGGAUCAAGGAGUCGCAGAUCGCCCUGGUGUUCUUCUCGAAUCUGUACGCAACGUCAGAGUGGUGCUUGGACGAACUGGUGGAAAUAAUGAAGAACAUGGAGAAAGGAAGCCUCAGAGUCAUACCCGUCUUCUUCAAGGUGGAGCCAGAGGACGUGAAAGGGCAAAAGAAAGAGUUCGGCGUGGCGUUAUACGGAGAAGGUCGCCGUAAAAGACCCAAGAUGGCGCAAUGGGAAGAUGCUUUAGAAGCUGUUCCCAAACAGAUGGGGUUGGUAUUGGCUGAAAAAAGUUCUGAAAAUGACUUCCUCAUCCGGCUAGUCAACAACGUCAAAGAGGUGGAAGCCAUAAUAUUAAAAGAAAGAGAAGGCUCCUCUUCCUCUGAACCAAUAAUCAAACACGUUAUGGGUACAAUAUCAUCUUCUCUUCCCCCUUGCGAGAAGGAGCAACGCCUUGAGCAACUCGAACAACGGUUUGGUUUAGAUGAUAAAGUUACUCAAAUACUUGGAAUUGUUGGUAUGGCCGGGAUUGGUAAAACCACUCUCGCGCAAAAGCAUUUCGAUACGUGCAAUAAGUUAUCGGUGAAAAAGAUUAUUCUUGGCAUUCAUGAGAAGUCGAAGAACGAGGAGGGAUCAUCAAAUUGGCUGGAAAAAGAAGUUGAGGAUGAAAUUUUCAAAAACAGAUGUUUCAUUCUAUUGGACGACGUGAGCGAAAAGUCACAAAUAGAGUAUCUACUCGGUAACCUCAGCCGGAUUAAGCAGGGAAGUAAGAUUGUCAUCACAACGCGCGACAAGUCAUGGAUCGGAAGAGUGGUUCACGAUACUUAUGUGGUCCCUGGAUUGAACGACAACGAAGCCUUACUACUCUUUAGCCGACAUGCCUUCGGAAACCAAGCCUAUACUCCCACGAAGAAAGGGCUGUCCAAAAAGUUUGUGGACUAUGCCGGAGGCAAUCCAAGAGCCCUUGAGGAACUAGGGAAGGAGCUUUGCGGUAAAAACGAUGCUCACUGGGAAAAGAGAAUAGAAACGCUGUCACAUCGUUGCAAUGUGAAUAUCAAAAGAGAGUUAAAAAUCAGUUAUGACAGGUUGACUGAUGAGCAAAAAGAUGCGUUUCUUGACAUAGCUUGUUUCUUCACAUCAGAAAAGGAGGAUUGCGUGACAAGUUUACUGGCUUCCAAAGACUCUCAUGGCUCCGGUGCAGAAGCUGCGAGGGUUAUUGGAGACCUUGCUGACAAGUUCAUGAUAAGUGUCUCUGCUGGCCAGAUCGAGAUGCCUCAGAUACUGUGUUCACUGGGCAGAGAACUUGGUUUAUUGCCAUCUUCAGAAGAUAAUAUGGGAAAGAGCAGGCUAUGGGAUCAUGAUACAGUUGUUAAAACUUUGGUCAACCAAAAGGAAGAAGAUAGUACUGUGAGAGGUAUUUUACUGGACGUGUCGGAGUUAAAAGAGGAAUUCGCCAUAGCAUCAGACAAGUUGACCUUAAUGCCAAACCUGCGAUAUCUCAAAAUCUUUGAUUCUACCUGCCCUCGGCAAUGUAAAGCUGUUGUUGAAGCUGUUAAGUGCAAAGUACACUUGCCCGAUGAACUUGAAUCGCCUUUGAAAAACCUUCGAUAUCUCCACUGGCUGAAAUUUCCAUCGACCGAACUUCCACCGAACUUCAAACCGGAGAAUCUUGUUGACCUCAGACUGCCAUACAGUAUGAUUGAACGUGUUUGGAAAGGCAAAAAGGAGACACCAAAUCUGAAGUGGGUUGAUUUAAGUCACUCGACAAAGUUGACCGACCUGUCAGCUUUGUGUAAUGCUGAAUCUCUUGAAAUACUAAAUCUUGAAGGUUGCACUGAACUUGUUGAUUUUCCCGAAGAUACCGAAAAUAUGAAGAGUCUUUCUUUCUUGAACCUCAGAGGAUGCACAAGUCUCUCGUCUCUCCCAGAGAUGAAUAAUUUAGUCCGUCUCAAGACUCUCGUCCUCAGUGGCUGCUCAAGCUUUGAUGACUUUCAUGUGAAUGCUAAAAAUCUUGAACAUGUACAUUUAGAUGGGACAGAAAUACUGAACCUUCCCCGGACGAUCGAGCAACUCCAAAGACUUAUCGUCCUGAAUCUGAAAGACUGCAAACGGCUGAGGACUCUCCCGGAUUGUCUUGGCAAGCUCAAGGCUCUUGAAGAACUAAUACUCUCUGGUUGUUCAAGGCUUAGGAGAUUUCCUGAAAUUAAGGAGGGCAUGGAAAAUCUGCAGAUUUUACUACUCGAUAGGACAGAAAUCACAGACGUGCCAAAGAUGUUAUUACUACGAUGUGCUAACCCAGUAGACCAAGUGAAUAAUGUCCAACCGUCACCCCGGACGGGUGGACUAUCCUUGUUGCGACAUCUGUGCUUAAGCAGAAAUGACAAGAUCAUCAGUCUGCGAUGGAGUAUUAGUGAGCUUUAUCAUUUGAAAUGGAUCGACGUGAAGUAUUGCAAGAAACUCCAAUCUAUUUCGAUGUUACCACCAAAUCUUCAAUGCUUAGAUGCACAUGGUUGCACCUCACUUAAAACAGUGGCGAGUCCUCCUAUGGCAACAGAGCAAGUGCCCUCCUCAUUCAUUUUCACUAACUGUGACAAACUAGAGCACGUCGCCAAGAAUGAAAUCACAUGCUAUGGUCACGAUAAAGGCCGGAUCCUGUCAAAAACACUGAACCGCCACAAUAAGGGUCUUUCUUUUGAAGCUUUGGUUUCCAUUUGCUUUCCUGGAAGUGAAGUCCCUGCUUGGUUUGGUCAUAAAGCUUCUGGAGCAGUGUUAAAGCCUGAGCUUCCUCAACACUGGAGUGACAGCGGUUUGGUCGGCAUAGCACUAUGCGCCAUUGUCGCGUUUGAAGAACUAAAUAUUGGAAACAACAACCUCCAUGUGAAAUGCAUAUUUGACUUCAACAAUGUUAAGACAUCCUUCAGCUACUUUAAUUUCCCUGUUGGUGGUUUAUGGGAAACCAGCGAUGAGCAACGCACGAUCACAUCUACUCAUGUGUUCAUUGGCUACACCAAUUGGUUAAAUAUCAAGAAAUGUCAAGAAGAAGAUGGUAAGGAAGAGUGUGUUCCAAAAAGAAAAAAAGAAGGGUGUGUUCCUACUAAGGCUUCAAUUGAAUUUCAAGUGAUAAAUGAUUUUGGUGAGGUUAAGAAUUGUGAGGUAUUGAAGUGCGGUUUUAGUUUAGUUUAUGAAACUGGUUCUUGGGAGGCAAGCUCAAGGGCAGAUGGUGUUGAACAAGGUGAACUUGAAUCUCAUGAGGGAGUAGGAAGGGUUCGAAAAUUAUGAUUGCAAACUAUGGCGCAACUUCAAUACGAGAUCAUAAAAGUGAGUGGUGAGGCCAGCUGUAGUUCCACAAAGAGCUAGAUAGCUUCACUAUAUCUCUUUUUCUUCCUGUAACAAAACUUUGUGACGGGAAGCUGUUUUGAUGGCAUUCAUUGUACAAAAGUUUGUUUCUCAAUCCCACAUACUAAAAACAGAGUUGGGUGCUUAGCAUUUGAAAGUUUCAAGACACAACACUCUUUGUCUUUGGGAACUAGUUAUAACUUCGUUCGUAUAUAAAAUCAAUGUAAGUCAUUUCAACCA
This is a messenger RNA of Brassica napus (rape), 3848 nucleotides long. RefSeq names its product inactive disease resistance protein RPS4. Bases 45 to 3551 code for a protein of 1168 amino acids. NCBI's taxonomy places the organism in Eukaryota, Viridiplantae, Streptophyta, Magnoliopsida, Brassicales, Brassicaceae. Gene Ontology annotation, biological process: signal transduction; defense response. Gene Ontology annotation, molecular function: ADP binding. The record is from RefSeq and is a predicted model, not a curated record. The transcript has 5 exons.